AUGGGGUCUUUCCUGAUCCCUAUAUCCCUGCUGGUUCUCGCCGCGAGCUCGGCCGUGGCCCAGCUGGAGAUGGGAUACUACCGCAAGUCAUGCCCGGACGUGGAGGCGAUAGUCCGCGAGGAGAUGGUGAAGAUCAUCUCCGCCGCGCCCAGCCUCGCCGGCCCGCUCCUCCGCCUUCAUUUCCACGACUGCUUUGUCAGGGGCUGUGACGCGUCUGUGCUGCUGGACUCCACCAAGGGCAACCUGGCAGAGAGGGACGCCAAGCCCAACAAGAGCCUGCGGGGAUUCGGCUCCGUGGAGCGGGUGAAGGCCAAGCUCGAGGCCGCAUGCCCGGGCGUUGUGUCCUGCGCCGACGUACUCACGCUCAUGGCCCGCGACGCCGUCGUCCUGGCCAAGGGACCCUCCUGGCCCGUGGCGCUCGGCAGGAGAGACGGCAGCGUGUCCACUGCCACGGAGGCGAGCGACGAGCUGCCACCCUCCUUCGGCGACGUCCCUCUGCUCACCCGGAUCUUCGCCUCCAAGGGGCUCGACCUCAAGGACCUCGUCGUCCUCUCCGGCGCGCACACGCUCGGGACGGCGCACUGCCCGUCGUUCGCCGACCGGCUCUACAACACCACCGGAAACGGCCUCGUCGACCCGUCGCUGGACAGCGAGGGGCUCUUCCGCUCCGACGCUGCCCUGCUCACUGACGCCACCACCGAGGAAUACGUCCGGCACGUCGCUACCGGCAAGUUCGACGACGCGUUCUUCAGGGAUUUUCAGCGAGUCCAUGAUCAAGAUGGGCAACAUCGGCGUGCUUAUCGGCCGUGA
Molecule: messenger RNA, 810 nt
Organism: Triticum turgidum subsp. durum (durum wheat)
Lineage: Eukaryota; Viridiplantae; Streptophyta; Magnoliopsida; Poales; Poaceae
Source: the annotation of a GenBank genome assembly